Messenger RNA from Macroventuria anomochaeta, 810 nucleotides. RefSeq names its product pre-rRNA-processing protein esf2. Gene Ontology annotation, molecular function: RNA binding. Lineage: Eukaryota; Fungi; Ascomycota; Dothideomycetes; Pleosporales; Didymellaceae. The annotation marks the transcript as partial. Gene Ontology annotation, cellular component: nucleolus. The transcript has a single exon. The record is from RefSeq and is a predicted model, not a curated record. Gene Ontology annotation, biological process: small-subunit processome assembly; endonucleolytic cleavage in ITS1 to separate SSU-rRNA from 5.8S rRNA and LSU-rRNA from tricistronic rRNA transcript (SSU-rRNA, 5.8S rRNA, LSU-rRNA); endonucleolytic cleavage to generate mature 5'-end of SSU-rRNA from (SSU-rRNA, 5.8S rRNA, LSU-rRNA).
AUGUCCACACGCAAACGCAACGAAUGGCUCGACGCCGAAGAAAGCGACGACGAUGAGCGCGGCUACAGCUCGGAAGAAGAAAGCAGAGCGCACACCCUGCCCUCCGCCAAACGCCAGAAAACCGACCACUCCUCCGGCGCCUCAGACUCCGAAGACGACGCAGAACCAGACGACUCGACCUCGGACCCCAUAUCCAGCAAGAACGCCGAACUCGCACGCCUCGAAGAACUCGCCGCUGGCCUCCCCCAGGACCUAAAGCUCGCAGCCGACAAACUCGGCGGCAAACCCAUAGACCUGAAAGCGCCCAAGAAAGACAAAUCCGGCGUAAUCUACAUCUCCCGCGUCCCGCCGUUCAUGAAGCCCACGGUCCUGCGCUCCCUCCUCACCCCCUACGGCGCCGUCGGCCGCAUAUUCCUGACGCCCGAAGACACAACGUCGCGGCAGCAGCGCCUGCGCGGGGGAGGCACGCGGCGCAAGCUGUUCCUCGACGGGUGGGUCGAGUUCACGCAUAAAAAGGACGCAAAGUUUGUCGCUGAGAACUUGAAUGCGCAGACCAUGGGCGGCAAGAAGAGAGGGAGAUGGCACGAUGAGGUCUGGAACAUCAAGUAUCUGACCGGUGUGAAGUGGGCGCAUCUCGUGGAGCAGAUCCAGAAUGAGAAUGCGGAGCGCGCGGCGAGGUUGAGAUUCGAGAUUCAGCAGAGUAAGAAGGAGAACAAGAGGUUUUUGGAGAAUGUGGAGAGGGGGAAGAUGGAGAGCGGGAUCAAGGCGACACGGCAGAAGAGGGGCGAGGAUACGGAUGGGUUGGAGGAG